CUGCAAGUCAAUUCAAUAGUACAACAUUCGACAGCGGAACAGUUCGUAAGAAGCCAAUACCACGUCCGCACGUCGGACCCAAGUGAUUUUGUGAAUUAACGACGAGUGGCAUUAAUUUUAAUAUUAUAGUCUAUUUUGUGUAAAGCUAGAAAAAUCAAUAUGUCUGACUCAGAAGAGAGCGUGUAUUCAGAAAAUGGAAGCCCGCGUCGUGCAGGUAGUGAAAGUGACAAUAGAUCUGUUGCAUCAAGAAGUCCUGCCGGAAGCCCAACUAGAUCUGCAUCUAGAUCACGAUCACGCAGUGGCUCCAGAAGUAGAAGUCUUUCAAGAUCUCGAAGUCGUUCAAAAUUCAGAUCCAGAUCUAGAUCAAGGUCUCGCUCAGCUUCCGGAGAUGAAGAAGGCGAAGGUGAGGUACUUGAUGAAGAUAUAGAUGAAUAUGAUGAAGAAGAGGAAGAAGAUAAUGAAGGACCAAGAAAGAAAAAAAGAAAGAAGGGUCAGGUUUAUGAUUUCAUUAUUCAAGAAGCUGAAGUUGAUGACGAACCUGAAGAUGAUGAAGAAUGGGAAGAUGGAGCACAAGAAAUUGGUAUUGUACCAAAUGAAAUUGAUGAACUGGGACCUACUGCUAGAGAAAUUGAAGGAAGAAGAAGAGGCACAAACUUGUGGGACUCUCAAAAAGAAGAUGAGAUUGAAGAAUAUCUCAGAAACAAAUAUGCAAAUGAAUCUGCAGCAGCACAUCGCUUUGGUGAUGGCGGUGAGGAAAUGAGUGAUGAAAUCACUCAGCAAACUUUAUUGCCAGGAGUUAAAGAUCCUAAUUUAUGGAUGGUGAAAUGUCGUAUUGGAGAAGAAAGAGCAACAGCUCUGCUUCUGAUGAGAAAAUUUUUAACUUAUCAGUUUACAAGUGAACCUAUUCAAAUUAAGUCUGUAGUGGCACCAGAUGGUGUAAAAGGAUAUGUUUACAUAGAAGCUUACAAACAACCUCACGUAAAAGCUGCCAUAGAAAAUGUUGGAAAUUUACGAAUGGGGCAAUGGAAACAGCAAAUGGUUCCAAUAAAAGAAAUGACUGAUGUUUUACGUGUUAUAAAAGAGCAAACUGGACUUAAAGCAAAACAGUGGGUUAGGCUUAAGAGAGGCAUUUACAAAGACGACAUUGCCCAAAUUGAUUAUGUGGAUUUGUCUCAAAAUCAAGUACAUCUUAAAUUACUACCGAGAAUUGAUUACACCAGACCCAGAGGUGCUCUAAGAACAGCUCAAAGUGAAAGUGAAGCAAUGAAAAGGAAAAAGAAAAGAAGACCUGCUGCGAAACCAUUUGAUCCAGAAGCUAUCCGAUCUAUCGGUGGUGAAGUUACAAGUGACGGUGAUUUUUUAAUUUUCGAAGGGAGCCGAUACAGUCGCAAGGGAUUUUUGUACAAAAAUUUUACAAUGAGUGCAGUGCUCACAGAAGGUAUAAAACCCACUCUAUCAGAACUUGAAAAGUUUGAAGAAACCCCUGAGGGUGUCGACUUAGAACUCAGUGGAGCUCCAGUUACUGGUGUAUCAUCUGGUAAAGAUGAAGGUGCAGGAGCAUCAGGUCACAGUUUCAGCGCCGGUGAUAACGUCGAAGUUAAGGAGGGUGAAUUGAUGAAUUUACAAGGUAAAGUCGUAUCCGUCGAUGGAAACAUGAUCACGGUCAUGCCGAAGCAUGAGGAGCUCACGGAAGCCUUGAUGUUCACCGCCAAUGAAUUGAAAAAAUACUUCACCAUGGGCGAUCACGUUAAAGUUGUAGCAGGUCGAUACGAAGGAGACACCGGUUUAGUUCUACGCGUUGAACCAAAUCGAGUCGUGCUAUUUUCCGAUUUGUCCAUGCACGAGCUCGAGGUCUUACCCAGAGAUCUUCAGCUGUGCUCCGACAUGGCCACCGGCGUGGACAGUUUAGGUCAAUUCCAGUGGGGCGAUCUCGUACAACUAGAUCCACAAACCGUCGGCGUGAUCGUACGCUUGGAGCGCGAAAACUUUCACAUCUUGUCGAUGCACGGAAAAGUCGUCGAAGCCAGACCGCAAGGUCUUACCAAGAGAAAGGAGAACCGAAAUACGGUUGCGUUGGAUUCGCAACAAAACAGCAUCCACAAGAAAGACAUCGUCAAAGUGGUCGACGGACCCCAUUCCGGGAGAGGCGGCGAAAUCAAGCAUCUGUACAGAAGUUUCGCGUUCCUGCACUCAAGAAUGUUCAUCGAUAACGGUGGUAUAUUUGUAUGUAAAACCCGGCAUCUGCAACUAGCCGGCGGAGGCAAACCGAACAAUGCCGUUUCCUCGGCGCCGGUCAACUCUGGCUUCAUGUCACCCAGAAUCACGUCGCCCAUGCAUCCUGCAGCUGGCGGCGGUGGAUCGACUCCCGGCGCGCGCGGUAGAGGCGGCGGCGGCAGAGGCGGACGGGGUCGUGGCGGACACAUCGGUGCUCGUCGCGAUCGCGACCUCAUCGGUUCGACCAUCAAGAUCACGGGUGGCCCCUACAAAGGCAACGUCGGCAUCGUCAAGGAUGCCACAGAGUCGACAGCUCGAGUCGAGCUUCACUCGACUUGCCAGACGAUCUCUGUCGAUCGUUCGCAUAUUGCCAAUGUUGGAGUACCCACGAAGGAGGGCGGCUUCAGCAGCUACAGCCGUACCCCGUCCUACGGUGCAGGUGGACAAACGCCAAUGUACUCCGGGGGCAACAAAACUCCCAUGCACGGAGGAGCCACCCCUAUGUACGAGACUGGCUCGCGUACACCUCAUUACGGCUCGAUGACGCCCUCGCACGACGACGGAUCACGCACCCCCGGUCGUACCGGCGCCUGGGAUCCGACCGUCACCAACACCCCGGCUCGCGGCGAGAACUUCGACAACUACAGCAUGGAUGAUGGUGGAGCGUCACCGGGCUACGUUCCCAACUAUCCGCAGUCAGGACCUUUCACACCCCAGACACCUGGAACCAUGUACGGCAGUGAGCAAAGCUUCGGACCCUAUCAAACUAGCCCUAGUCCUGCUGCUAGCGCCAAUCCUAGCCCGAGCCCGGCAGCUUACGGCACCAGCACACCGUCACCGGCUGGAACAGGCUACACCCCCACCGGAGCGCAGUCUUAUACUUCUGCCUCGCCGAUGAGCUUCAGUCCAAUGACACCUGGUGGAGCGGCUAGCCCGUACAAUCCGCAAACGCCCGGAUCCAGCAUGGGCGACUCGAAUCAGGCCUUUGUCUCCUACACUUCUGAUUGGCCGUCGGUCGAUCUCGAGGUCCGCGUGCGCGACGACUACUCUGACGAAGGAUUGGCCGGACAACAGGGAUACAUCACUACUAUAACGGACGCUAUGGUGACCAUGUAUUUACCCUUCAAAGACAAAUCCGUUAAUAUGUAUUACGAUGCAAUCGAGCCUGUUGUUCCGUCGCAAAAUGAUCGUGUCCGAGUGAUUUUGGGCGAGGAUCGCGACUCGACGGGUACGCUUUUGUCCAUUGAUAAUCAAGAAGGUGUAUUCAAAUCUUCCAGCGGAGAAGUUAAAAUGUUGAAUCUUAGAUUCUUGUGUAAAUUACGUUCUAAGUAAGUGUAAGACGUUCAUUGUAAAUUACGCGUUGUAUUUUUAACAUAUAUUUUUAACUGGCCCAUAAAAUGUGUAUUCCAAUUAAAAAUGCGCAUUAUUCAGGUUGAA
Trichogramma pretiosum is the source of this 3651-nucleotide messenger RNA. It is a transcript of the gene Spt5, whose product is annotated as transcription elongation factor SPT5. Gene Ontology annotation, biological process: transcription elongation by RNA polymerase II; regulation of transcription by RNA polymerase II; regulation of DNA-templated transcription elongation. The transcript has 3 exons. Bases 160 to 3546 code for a protein of 1128 amino acids. Gene Ontology annotation, cellular component: DSIF complex. NCBI's taxonomy places the organism in Eukaryota, Metazoa, Arthropoda, Insecta, Hymenoptera, Trichogrammatidae. Gene Ontology annotation, molecular function: protein binding; mRNA binding. The record is from RefSeq and is a predicted model, not a curated record.